UGUAACCCUGUGUGUGUGUGUCUCAGUGUGUAACCCUGUGUGUGUGUGUCUCAGUGUGUAACCCUGUGUGUGCGCGCGCUCGCUCUCCGCUCUUCCUCGGCUGCUGUCGGAUUUUCUCUCUCUGGACUCUGAAGGACCAUGUCCCCCUCCAGCUGCAGGACUCUCUCCGCUCCUCUUCAGGGUUACUACCUGACAUGAAGUACUGAAGUGUGAGGACGCAGCGCCCCCUGCUGGACUCCCGCUGCACCUGCAGGCCAUGGCUGAGCCCAGCUACUCCGACCUGAUUGCCAAACACUACAACUACACCGGAAAGUUCCGCAAGACGCAGCAGGACUCGGGCCUGAAGGCCGACUCGGUGGUCUUCAUCAUCGUGUGCUGCUUCAUCAUCCUGGAGAACAUCCUGGUCCUCGCCACCAUCUGGAGGACCAAGAAGUUCCACAAGCCCAUGUACUACUUCAUCGGGAACCUGGCGCUGUCCGACCUGCUGGCCGGCGUCGUCUACACCGCCAACAUCCUGCUGUCGGGCGCCAACACCUACAAGCUGACGCCCACGCAGUGGUUCUUCAGGGAGGGCAGCAUGUUCGUGGCGCUGGCGGCGUCCGUCUUCAGCCUGCUGGCCAUCGCCAUCGAGCGCCACCUCACCAUGUUGAAGAUGAAGCUACACAACAACGGCAACACCUGCCGCGUCUUCCUGCUCAUCAGCACCGUGUGGAUGAUCGCGGCGGUGCUGGGCGGCCUGCCUGUGAUUGGCUGGAACUGCAUCCGCAGCAUGACGCAGUGCUCCACCGUGCUGCCGCUCUACCACAAGACCUACAUCCUGUUCUGCACCACCGUCUUCAGCGUCAUCCUCAUGGCCAUCGUGGUGCUCUACGCUCGCAUCUACGCGCUGGUGCGCACUCGCAGCCGCAAACUCGUCUUCCGCAAGGUGUCCAACGGCCGCGGCAACGCCGGCGCCAACAUCAAGAGCUCAGAGAAGUCGAUGGCGCUGCUGAAGACCGUCAUCAUCGUCCUGAGCGGCUUCAUCGCCUGCUGGGCGCCGCUCUUCAUCCUCCUGCUACUGGACGCGGCCUGCGAGACGCUGAGCUGCCCGAUCCUCUACAAGGCCGAAUGGUUCCUGGCGCUCGCCGUCCUGAACUCCGCCAUGAACCCGCUCAUCUACACGCUGACCAGCAACGAGAUGCGCCGCGCGUUCCUCAAGACGCUGCUGUGCUGCACUUCCUGCCUCCGCCCCAACGCCAAGUUCACCGGGCCAAUCAUGGGGGCCGAGUUCAGCCGCAGCAAGUCGGAUAACUCCUCCCACCCCAACAAGGAGGAGGCCGAGUACUCGCCAAGGGAGACGACGGCGGCGUCCUCGGGGAACGUCACCUCAACGUCCUAAAUGCCAGAAUGCUCGGCCACCAACGAGUCGUAGAGUCUCAGACGUAGAGUUUGUUUGUACAGGAAACAGGUGUGAACGGCGCCCGGUGAUGUCAUCACGGACCCAUCUGAACCUUCAGCUGAUCCGGACUCACACAGCACUUACGGAGACUUUCAAACCGGUUAAACUGGGACCAGCGACCCUCAGAAACAGAAGGUCCACACUUUUUAGAAGCUCACACCUGUAACGUGUCGCCGAGUCCGUCAGAACGCGUCAGCACACCUGCAGCUGGUCUCACUGCUGGAUCUCAGCUGGUCCGGGUCCAUUCAGGGCCCGGUCAGACCAGAGGACGCUUCCCUGACGGGGCUGUUCAAGCGUGAUGUAAUAGUGAAAGAGUUGUGAUGCGGUGUUACUGAAUAACAGAUCUGAGCUUCGUAGAAAGUAGAACCAGACUUUACUGACCCUCUAAGAACUAGAACCUGUAGCGCUUAAACACACAGCUGUCAGAUAUUUAAGAAAAACAAACUCAUUCAUGAAAAUGUUCUUUUCUUUCACGUCACAUGAAUUCAGAGCUCAGGUGCAUCUCGCUCUCUGUCCAGUGUUCCAGUUUUCACACCUGACUUCAGAGGGAGAACCACGAUGUAAGAUCCCCGUCCGUCCUCGGGUCUCGUUACGUUGAAAUCAGUUAAUGAGGUAACGAAUCAUAAAAUAAGGACGGUUUCUCCACGUUAAAUAUGACUCACCUGUAGGCGUCCUGCCUUCUUCCUGGAGGCUGUUGAUGUUUGCAGCCUGAGAGGAAGCCUGCAGACACGACUCAGGGCUGAGAAAGUUACCUUCACAUCCUUUUCUCCUGAAAACACAUGAAUGAAAGAUAAGGCAGAAAAGGAAAGUCGUGAUCUGCAGCGAGGCGUCAGGACAGGAAACACAGAUCUGUAGUGGAGAUGAAGGACGUGUGCGUCCUUUUUACACAUUUCUUAUCAUUUAUAUUAAACAUGUAUAAAACACUAAGUCAUCGAGUCUCAGAAGCACCUGAACUUUGAUUUUAUGAGUUUCUGUUGUGACAUUUUUGUAAAAAGGUAACUGUGUAAAAGUUUAGAAACUGUUGGUCAGAAUGUCUUUUCUACUUCCCGUCUGUGUUGUUGUUGUUGUUGUUGUUGUUGUUGUUGGCAGUAGUGACGUCAGUAGAGUCGGAUUAAUUUAUAUUUGAAACCAUACAGAAAAACAUUUUGUUUGUCAGAUAAAUGAAAGAAGGUUUUUUGUUCAGUCGUGUUUUAGAAAUACGGAAGCUCGUUUCUGCCAAGAAAAAAACUGUCAAACAUAAAAUAAAUUCAACAAUAAAACUUUGUUCUACAUGUUCUGGAGCUUUUCAGCAGAUCACAUGAUCUUCAGCAGCAGCUCAGCCUUUGGAUCAGAAGUGGAAAUUCAAACAUUUACAAUUUUAUAACAACUGAUAAACUCCAUCUGCAGAGGAAGCUCAUGUGAAAUGAAUGAAAGCUCCAGGACAGGUACUAAAUGGACCUUGUGCUGAAACUGUUCCACAUGAUUUACCUGUAAAAUAUUAAGUGAGUCACCACCAACAGAUGAUCUUCAGUUUUUAAGCUGCCGCUCAGAACCUCAUAGAGAAAUUUAAUGUUUUAAGUAUCAUAACGUUUCAGCAGGAACGAGCUUCCAUACAGAUCAGACUCUGUUACCAUCGUGACCAAUUCUCCUUCGAUUUCCGUCUGCUAUCAGGAGCUGAUCGAUUAAUCCGUUAAUGUCCGUGUUUGUUAUCAGACAGCCUGAACUCUGCGUGUGUGUCUGCACUGUUUAACUCCUGGAUGUUGGUUUAUUAGCGCUUAAUAAAGACAAGUAGAAACACAC
Micropterus salmoides (largemouth bass) is the source of this 3217-nucleotide messenger RNA. RefSeq names its product sphingosine 1-phosphate receptor 1. Gene Ontology annotation, molecular function: sphingosine-1-phosphate receptor activity. Gene Ontology annotation, biological process: sphingosine-1-phosphate receptor signaling pathway; angiogenesis. Bases 257 to 1378 code for a protein of 373 amino acids. The transcript is spliced from 2 exons. Lineage: Eukaryota; Metazoa; Chordata; Actinopteri; Centrarchiformes; Centrarchidae. Gene Ontology annotation, cellular component: membrane. The record is from RefSeq and is a predicted model, not a curated record.